AAUCACAAAAAUACCUCCUCUCUCCUUCUCUCUUAGAAAUGCCAGUACUCUCUUUCGCUGCUCUACCCGUUCUCACAUAUUCAAACCCGAACCCGACCCGUAUAAGGAUCCGCUCAUAUGGCAGCAAUCAUCAACCCGCAGACCUCUCAAUCAGAAUCGCCGCCGUAUCGAACAAUAAUUCAUGCUCGCCGGCGGCGGACUUUCUCCGGCGACUCUCUGUUUCCUCCGUUGCUAUCAUCGGCCUGGGGGUGAGCAGCCUUUGGGCCUUUCCUCCCCCAUCUUCGGCCUGCAUUUCUCCUGCUUCUCCGCCCCCAUUAGUUCACCCACAGGAAACUCUCGAUACUGAUAAUAAUGUGGGUGAAUCUGAAGAAGUGGAGAAUAUCGAAGACGAGGAUUUAAAAUCGGAAUUUGAACGAUGGAAAACGAAAUCAUACGCGUUGACUGUCCCUCUCAAAAUAGUUGCUCUGGAAGGCUCACUGCCUACCGUAUGGGUUCGGGAAUUCUUAAAAUCUCAAGGAAAGAGGGUGCAGUUCCGUCCAGCGUUCCGUCGAAGCCUCAGAGAUAUAUUUAACGAACUCUCGAAUCCAAUAAAGAACGGUAAAAUAAAUCCUAAAUCUGCUGUGGCAGCUGAUCUUGUUACUCUUGGUGAUUCGUGGCUAAAUUUUGCCAUUGACAAGGGGUUAAUUGAGCCCAUAGAAGGAGCCGAAAAUCAAGACUGGUUUCGUGAUUUAAGUCACAAAUGGAAGGUAUAUUUACGCAGGAGCACCGAGGGGAAUUUAGAUUCUCAGGGAAUAAUAUGGGCCGUGCCUUAUCGUUGGGGAAGUAUGGUCAUAGCGUAUAAUAAAAAAGAAUUUCAAAAGCAUAAUUUGGCUCCAAUAGAGGAUUGGUCGGAUUUAUGGAGCCCUAAACUUGCUGGAAAGAUUUCGAUGGUUGACUCACCUCGAGAGAUUGUUGGAGCGGUGCUGAAGUAUAUUGGAGCUUCGUAUAAUACUACUAACAUUGACGCUCAAGUUGUUGGAGGGAAAACUGCCGUGCUGCAGCAGCUGGAAUUGCUUGUUCAACAGGUACGAUUAUUUGAUACUCAGCACUAUCUGAAAGCUUUCAGAGCAGGAGAUGUAUGGGUGGCUGUUGGAUGGAGCAGUGAUGUUCUUCCUGUUGCUAAAACAAUGUCGAAUGUUUCCGUAAUAGUUCCUAAAUCUGGUGCUAGCUUAUGGGCGGAUUUCUGGGUUGUACCAGCUGCAUCGAGACUUGUGACAGAUCAAAUUGGAGGAAGAAUUAGAGGACCAUCGCCGCUUGUACAACAAUGGGUCGAUUUCUGUUUGCAACCAGAAAGAGCUUCGCCUUUCAAGGAAGAGACUAUUUCCGGUGCAUCUCCGAUUUCGCUCGAAGCCUCAUUCGAAGAAGAGCGUAAAGAACGUAAAAAGGGUAGACCGAAUCUGGACACGAAUCUCAUUUGUAAUGUACCGCCUUCUGAAAUACUGUCCAAGUGCGAACUGUUGGAGCCGUUAUCGGAAGAUGCAUUUUCCGAUUAUCAGUGGCUAAUAAGUAGUUUGCAGAAGAAACCCAGUCAUAAUAUCGUGAACAGAUUGAGUUUUCCUAUGUAUUCUUUUUUUACGACGUUUUUGUCGAAAAUGCAGUUUAAGGCUGAAUGAAAUAACAGCAUUUCUGUGAAUUUUUGUACUUGUUAUUUACCUUCAGCUAAAUUGAUCUGUGUCAUUCCAAUGUUCAAAUUUAUUUAAUUUUUCAAUUAAAAGUCGAAAAGUUGUUCUUUUUUUUCAGAA
Erythranthe guttata (spotted monkey flower) is the source of this 1781-nucleotide messenger RNA. RefSeq names its product putrescine-binding periplasmic protein-like protein. The record is from RefSeq and is a predicted model, not a curated record. Gene Ontology annotation, molecular function: polyamine binding. Lineage: Eukaryota; Viridiplantae; Streptophyta; Magnoliopsida; Lamiales; Phrymaceae. Gene Ontology annotation, biological process: polyamine transport. Gene Ontology annotation, cellular component: periplasmic space.